Messenger RNA from Nymphalis io (European peacock), 1299 nucleotides. RefSeq names its product tetra-peptide repeat homeobox protein 1-like. The transcript is spliced from 2 exons. The record is from RefSeq and is a predicted model, not a curated record. The coding region runs from base 23 to 1243 and encodes 406 amino acids. Lineage: Eukaryota; Metazoa; Arthropoda; Insecta; Lepidoptera; Nymphalidae.
AGGAGUUUAAUUUUAUCUCAAAAUGGCAGCGAUUCACUUUUUUAUGAUGCUGCUUGUAGCAAGCAGCUUAUCAGCCAAGGAGGUCGAUAAGAAAUCAAAGGUGUCAGAACUUCUUGAGAACGGAAUCAAAGACGAGCCUGCAGGAAAGCCCGCUAAGAGAGGCAUUAUUUCCUCUGGUCAUGGAUACGUAUCUUCAGGAUUAUCUCACGGAAUCGGUAUCGGUUCUGGUUUAUCGCAUGGAAUCAGCAUCGGUUCUGGAUUAUCUCACGGAAUUGGUAUCGGUUCCGGUUUGUCUUCGUCAAUUGGCCUCGGAGGUAUUUCGGGAAUAGGAUAUGGUGGCGGAUCAGGCAUAGGAUUCGGAGGUGGCGCUGGAAUCGGAAUCGGAGGUGGCGCUGGAAUCGGAGUCGGUGUUGGUUCUGGAAUAGCAGUCGGUGCUGGCCCUGCAGUGGCGGUCGCUGCCCCGGCUGUUGCUGUCGCGCCCCAAGUACAAACUUCCGUCUCAGUACAACCAAAUCCAGUCAUUCUUCGUCAAGAAGUACCUAGAUUUAUUACCCGGACAAUCACCAGGGAUGUUCAGGUCCCAGUACAAGUUCCCGUUCCAGUACCGGUCGACCGUCAAGUCCCAUACCCAGUAAGAGUUCCAGUACCAGUACCAGUCGACAGACCAGUACCAGUUGUUCAUAGAGUACCAGUUGAAAUAACAAGACAGGUUCCUGUGUACUAUGAAAGGAAGGUACCUUACCCGGUCAAGGUUCCAGUAUCGGUACCAGUACCGUACCCAGUGACGGUUGAAAAGCAAGUACCAGUAGACAGACCAGUAUACGUAGACCGUCAAGUACCCGUUCCACACCCAGUGUACGUCGAUCGUCAAGUCAAUGUGCCUGUACCUGUGCACGUCGACAGGCCCGUCCCAGUGCCGCAUCCAGUGGUCGUAGAUAGACCAGUCGCUGUACCACAGCCUGUUGUCGUUGCAAAGCAAGUUGCAUCUGUUCCAAUAUCAACAGGUAUUUCUAGCAUCGGUGGCUCUCUUGGUGGUUUGUCUUACGGAGGUGGUUUAUCAUACGGAAGUGGUUUGUCAUACGGAGGUGGCUUAUCAUACGGAAGUGGUUUGUCAUACGGUCAUGGUUCGUCUGGUCUCAUUUCAUCCGGAUACGGUGUCUCUUCAUCCGGCUACGGUAUUUCAUCUGGCUACGGUCACUCUGGCGGUUUAUCUGGAUACUCCAAAAUCAUCAGUAGCCACUAAUAUUAAUCUUUUUAAGAACCCCUUAAAAUGUACAAGUUCAUUUAUAAUGAUUAUUA